Messenger RNA from Castor canadensis (American beaver), 1365 nucleotides. Its product is annotated as cytoplasmic tRNA 2-thiolation protein 1. Gene Ontology annotation, cellular component: cytosolic tRNA wobble base thiouridylase complex; mitochondrion. Gene Ontology annotation, molecular function: tRNA binding. The record is from RefSeq and is a predicted model, not a curated record. Gene Ontology annotation, biological process: tRNA wobble position uridine thiolation. Lineage: Eukaryota; Metazoa; Chordata; Mammalia; Rodentia; Castoridae.
GACGAUGCCCGCCCCGACGUGCGCCUCCUGCCACGCGGCGCGCGCCGCCCUCCGCCGCCCGCGCUCGGGGCAGGCGCUGUGCGGCUCCUGCUUCUGUGCCGCCUUCGAGACUGAGGUGCUGCACACGGUGCUCGCGGGCCGCCUGCUGCCGCCCGGCGCCGUGGUGGCCGUGGGCGCUUCGGGAGGCAAGGACUCCACCGUGCUGGCGCACGUGCUGCGCACGCUCGCACCGCGCCUGGACAUCUCGCUGCAGCUCGUGGCGGUGGACGAGGGCAUCGGCGGCUACCGGGAUGCGGCACUGGCGGCCGUACGGUGUCAGGCGGAGCGCUGGGAGCUGCCGCUCACCGUAGUGGCCUACGCAGACCUCUUCGGGGGCUGGACGAUGGACGCCGUGGCCCGCAGCACGGCCGGCUCCGGCCGCAGCCGCUCCUGCUGCACCUUCUGCGGGGUGCUGCGGCGCCGUGCGCUAGAGGAAGGGGCGCGCCUCGUGGGAGCCACGCACAUCGUGACAGGUCACAACGCUGACGACAUGGCGGAGACGGUGCUCAUGAACUUCCUGCGGGGCGACGCGGGGCGGCUGGCGCGGGGCGGGGGCCUGGGGUCCCCCGGCGAGGGCGGCGCCCUGCCGCGCUGCCGCCCGCUGCAGUUGGCGUCGCAGAAGGAGGUGGUGCUGUACGCGCACUUCCGCGGCCUGCGCUACUUCUCGGAGGAGUGCGUGUACGCGCCCGAGGCCUUCCGCGGCCACGCACGCGACCUGCUCAAGCGCCUGGAGGCGGCGCGGCCGUCGGCGGUGCUGGACCUCGUGCACUCGGCCGAGCGCCUGGCGCUGGCUCCGGCCGCGCGGCCCCCGCGUCCCGGCGCCUGCUCCCGCUGCGGGGCGCUGGCCAGCCGCGCGCUCUGCCAGGCCUGCGCGCUCCUGGACGGCCUGAACCGCGGCCGGCCGCGCCUGGCCAUCGGCAAGGGCCGCCGCGGGCUGGACGAGGAGGGGCCGCCGCGGGGCGGGGGGCGGGCUGGGAUCGAGGCCAUCCCCGCCUUCUAAUGGCUCCGGGGUGCAGAGGGGACCUCCAGGCGGGGGCUGCCUGGAAAUGUCACUGUGAAUAAACUUGAGCUACCUUGGUCUGGCCUUCCUUGUGGAGUUGGAAGGGGAUGCAGCUCAUCUUCCCACCUGUCAGCCCUGGUGAUGAUCGGCCUUAGCAUCUUCUUGGCCAUGUCCUCACAGAGACACCAGCUUCCCACAGGACUUUCUGUGAAGGACCCUUUUGGAAGUCCCACAAUAGCAGUGAAUGUGCUCAGCUUCUCAGAUUUCCCUGCAAGCUCUAUCUUGUCCCUCUACACCUGUGCUCAGAUGAACUGCUUAGUGAUGGU